AUGGGCUCCUGUUACGGCAUGGAAACGAAGAACCCUGCCAUUGCGGUUCCCGGUUCCCCCUCCUUCUGCAUAAGUCUUGCCAUGAUGACGCACGACCGCAUUGAGGCAGCGCCAGUCCGCCACGGAGACGACAGCAAGGACGAGAAGCUGGGUGAGGGCGCGGGUCCGACGUGGCACAGCAGCUCCGAGGAGGUUGUCGGCGAGAUCCAGGAGCUGUCGGCGAAGCAGCAGGCCGACCUGGAGAAGCAGCGGGCGAUCGAGGGCGACGAGCGAUUCCACCGGCUGGGCUGGAAGCGUCUCACGAUCGUGCUGCUGGUCGAGGCCAUUGCGCUGGGCGCGCUCAGCGUGCCCUCGGCCUUUGCUACGCUGGGCCUGGUCCCGGGCACCAUCGUUUGCGUCGGCCUCGGCUUCAUCGCCAUCUACACAUCCUACAUUGUCGGCCAGGUGAAGCUGCGGUACCCGCACGUGUCGCACUAUGCCGACGCCGGCCGCCUGUUGAUGGGCCGAUUUGGCUAUGAGCUGGUCGGCGCCAUGUUCGUGCUCCAGCUCGUCUUUCUCGUCGGCUCGCACUGCCUCACAGGUGCCAUCGCCUUCAACAACAUCACCGACGAUGCCAUCUGCUCCGUUAUCUUCGGCUUCAUCUCUGCCGUCAUCCUGCUGGUGCUGGCCAUCCCGCCGUCCUUCUCAGAGGUGGCCCUGCUCGGCUAUGUCGACUUUGUCUCCAUCGUCCUCGCCAUCGGCAUCACCAUCAUCGCCACCGGCAUCGACUACACCAAUGCGGGACAAGUGGCGCUGACUAAGCAGCCCUACCAGCUGUGGCCGGCCGACCACCUUUCGCUCGCCGACGCCUUUAUCGCGCUCGGCAACAUCAUCUUCGCCUACAGCUUUGCCGUCUGCCAGUUCUCCUUCAUGGACGAGAUGCACACGCCCGAGGACUUCCCCAAGGCCAUCUGGGCCCUCGGCAUCAUCGAGAUCAUCAUCUACACCCUCACCGGCGCCCUCAUCUACGUCUUCGUCGGCCAGGACGUGCAGGCGCCCGCCUUGCUCUCGGCCGGAAAAACCGUGUCCAAGGUCGCCUUUGGCGUAGCCCUACCUGUCAUCUUCAUCUCUGGCGCCAUCAACACUACUGUCGCCGCACGCUACAUCCACGGACGCGUGUUUGAGAAGUCCGUCAUUCGUUACAUCAACACCAAGAUGGGUUGGAUCACCUGGCUGGCGCUUAUCACUGUCAUCACCAUCAUCGCCUGGAUCGUCGCUGAGGCUAUCCCCUUCUUCUCUGACCUGCUCUCAAUCUGCUCAUGCCUUUUCAUCUCUGGAUUUACCUUUUACUUCCCCGCCGCCUUCUGGUUCAAGCUGCUUAAGGAAGGCCACUGGUAUGAGCGCAAGAACAUUGUCAAGAGUAUUGUCAAUGGCAUCAUCUUCAUCAUCGGCAUGAUUGUGCUGGGUGUAGGCACCUAUGCUAGCGUUACCGACAUUAACAAUGGGUACAAGAAUGGAACUGUCCGUGGAGCGUUCAGCUGCAAGGCAUCUUGA
Molecule: messenger RNA, 1533 nt
Organism: Grosmannia clavigera kw1407
Lineage: Eukaryota; Fungi; Ascomycota; Sordariomycetes; Ophiostomatales; Ophiostomataceae
Product: amino acid transporter
Exons: 3
Coding region: 1-1533 (510 amino acids)
Biological process (GO): amino acid transmembrane transport
Cellular component (GO): vacuolar membrane
Molecular function (GO): amino acid transmembrane transporter activity
Source: RefSeq, a predicted model, not a curated record